AUGGCAGUGAAGGGUUGGAUCUCCGUGCUUCUCGGGCUGCGUGGCGUUUUUGGUAUGCAGCGGAUGACGAGCGUGCCAAACGGCAGUGCCGUGAGCGAUGAGGAAGCGGCGGGGGGGCUGAACCGCAUCAGCAGCAACAGCAGCAACGGCGCUGCUUGCCAAGUGACGAUGUAUCAGCACGGCUGUUUCUCCGGCUUCUCUGCCACAUACGGGGUCGGUUCGCAUAGUUGGGUUGGCAGCAGCCAUAACGACCAGUAUUCAGCUAUGUACAUUUCGACGGACGCUUGUCGCGUGGUUAUCUACCAGCACUCCUCUUUUGGCGGCUGGUCAUGCUCCUACACGGGUGCUGGUUGUCAUGGAGUGUGUUACAACGACCAAGUGAGUUCAUUGAAAGUGUAUGACGACUCGACGCCAUCUCCGACGCCGUACCCGACGCCGUUCCCGACGCCGUACCCGACGCCGUACCCGACGCCGUACCCGACGCCGUACCCGACGCCGUACCCGACGCCGUACCCGACGCCGUACCCGACUCCGAGCCCGACGCCGAACCCGACGCCGAACCCGACGCCGAGCCCGACGCCGAACCCGACGCAGUACCCGACGCCGUACCCAACGGCCUUCCCGACGGCGUACCCGACGGCCUUCCCGACGCCAUACCCGACGGCCUUCCCUACGGCGUACCCGACGCCGUACCCGACGCCGUACCCCACGGCGUUCCCGACGCCGUACCCGACGGCCUUCCCGACGCCAUACCCGACGGCCUACCCGACGGCGUACCCGACGGCCUUCCCGACGCCAUACCCGACGGCCUUCCCGACGCCCUUCCCGACGCCGAGCCCGACUCCCAGCCCGACGUAUCCUCUGGGUUGGCCGACGCCACAUCCGACGUUUUCCCCUGGAGCUCCCGUGGCGGGCGGAGCCGCCGGAGUUGCGGCUGCCACUGGCGACCCUCACCUUCAAAACGUUCAUGGCGAACGGUUCGACUUGAUGAAGGCGGGCACGCACGUUCUCAUACACAUCCCUCGUGGAAUGAGCACUGAGGACGCAUUGCUUCGGGUGCAGGCCGAUGCGCGUCGAUUGGGUGGACAUUGCGAAGAUAUGUACUUCCAACAAGUGAACGUCACAGGUUCUUGGGCCGAGGCCAAGCGCGCUGGAGGGUACCAUUACGACGUGUCGCAAAGUGAAGACGAGACUCCGCAGUGGGCUGCGUUUGGUCCGGUUCAGGUAAAAGUCGUUCGUGGACGUACGGGCAGUGGAUUCUUGUACCUCAAUGUGUACGUGAAGCAUUUAGGGCGAGCAGGGUUUGCCGUCGGAGGACUGCUGGGGGAAGACGACCACGAGAACGUCAUGAUUCCCCCAGCUGCUUGUACUCAGCAUACGUCUCUGCUGGAAAAUCGGACGAGCGCCGAGGCUGCUGGCUCGUCAUCGUCAGUUGCACUGGCAACUCUCAGUUGA
Messenger RNA from Prorocentrum cordatum, 1455 nucleotides. Lineage: Eukaryota; Dinophyceae; Prorocentrales; Prorocentraceae. The record is from the annotation of a GenBank genome assembly.